GGCGGAGGCGGAGGCCAGUUCCUAGCUCCAGCCGCCGUCGCCGCUGCCUGAGUAGUUGCACCCGCGGCCGCCUCCCGCCAGCUCGCUCCGGGGAAAGAGAACGCGCGCGAGCUCGGGCGUCCCCGCCCCAGCCCUUCCCGGAGCCAUGAAUCCCAACUGCGCCCGGUGCGGCAAGAUCGUGUACCCCACGGAGAAGGUGAACUGUCUGGAUAAGUUCUGGCACAAAGCAUGCUUCCACUGCGAGACCUGCAAGAUGACACUCAACAUGAAGAACUACAAGGGCUACGAGAAGACCCCCUACUGCAAUGCACACUACCCCAAGCAGUCCUUCACCAUGGUGGCUGACACCCCGGAAAACCUCCGCCUCAAGCAACAGAGUGAGCUCCAGAGUCAGGUGCGCUACAAGGAGGAGUUCGAGAAGAACAAGGGCAAAGGGUUCAGCGUGGUGGCGGACACACCCGAACUCCAGAGAAUCAAGAAGACCCAGGACCAGAUCAGUAACAUAAAAUACCACGAGGAGUUUGAGAAGAGCCGUAUGGCCCCCAGCGGGGCUGAGGGCAUGGAGUCUGAGCGCCGAGACACCCAGGAGCAGCAGCAGCCGCCCCACCACAUCCCAGCUAGCGCCCCAGUUUACCAGCAGCCCCAGCAGCAGCCAGUGGCACAAUCCUAUGGUGGCUACAAGGAGCCUGCUGCCCCGGUCUCCAUACCAUGCAGGGCCCCAGGCGGGGGCGGGAAGCGGUACCGCGCUGUGUAUGACUACAGCGCCGCGGACGAGGACGAGGUCUCCUUCCAGGACGGGGACACCAUCGUCAACGUGCAGCAGAUCGACGAUGGCUGGAUGUACGGGACCGUGGAGCGCACUGGCGACACGGGGAUGCUGCCGGCUAACUACGUGGAGGCCAUCUGAGCCCCGGCCCCGCCCCGCCCCGCCCCCCGCCCGUCUUCAGUGCAUUCCACCACAUCAUCUGUCCUGGGCCAACCUGCCCACCCUUCAGUGUCUGUUUUUUUAAAUCCGCGACAGCUUGUUUAUUCCCACCCUCCUUCUGCUUUGGCCAACUGAAGCCUUGUUCUGCCACUUUCGCGGGCUCUUCUCUGGCAGGUUUUUCCCUUGACCAACUUCUUGGUUUUCUCUCCGGACGGAACAGGUGUGGACCUCUCUGGGGGAGGUUGAGGCCUGGGGAGCUGGUCUGGAAUUGCGGACCCAUUGGCUCCCAGGCCUCUGCCUUCUCUCUUUUCUGCCCUCCCCCUCUCCACCCAGACCUUCCUGCCCUCCUCCUACACCCCAACUUUCCAGGACUCCCAGGGGAGGGGCUCCGUACAUUCCAAGAUGGGACCCCACCACCCUUGUCCCUGGGAUGGGCUUUGCCUCUGCUUCUCAAAGACAGGGCUGCCAGCCCUCUGAGGGGGCCCCUCACCACCCUCUCCCACUCUCAAGGACCACAGAGGAGGGGAGCGUUCCCGCUUCGGGGUUCAUUCAUCCCUCCCUGCAUGUGUUCCUUCUCACACUGUGAUUUCGCUCUCCUGCCUACGCACGGGGCGUGGGCGAGGAGCUCCCUAGGAAGCAUGGCUUGGGUCAAGUGCUCGCCUUUCUUACUUUUAGGGACAGCUGCAGGAAGGAGGGGAACAGGGUGUUCUCUCCCACAGCCCUUUUCCUUCCUCCUCCCCUCAGUCCCCAGGCACCCUGGCUGGCUCCUGCACCGAGAGCCAGCCCCCCUGAGCUCUGGGUUAGGUGGGUCCUACCCCCUCCUCCCCAUGGGAAGAUGUCUCAGGCCUCCCCGCAGCCGCCCCUCCUUGGCCCAAAGCCAAGUGGACUGGAACUGUGCAAAGCCACAGAACCUUCGAGCCUCUCCAGGACUCCGCCUAUGGGGGAAGGAGCAUUUCUGUAUCUGCGGCAGUCAGGGUCCAGGCCUGUGGGAGUCUCUGGGAGGACCCCAGCGGGGGAGAAGUCCCUGGUGGCUUCUUUGGCAUGAAAAUUCCUCCUUUCCUUCAAUUGCCAAACAGCAGAAGCCCACCCGCCCCCUUUCCAGUGUGCUGGGCAGAGGUCAGGGAGGGGAGUAGUUGUGGAGUUGGCCGGGCUGAUGUGGGGGCCGGCAGCUUGCUGGGGUGAGGGUGGGGGCAGGCUCCAUGGCUCUAGGCCUCUUCCUUCCCCCCCAUCUCUGUCACCCCUACCAGGGGUGCCUUGCUACCCCCGUGCCCUCCCCCUUACUAACCUCAGGCCCCCUUGAAGCAGAAGGAGAAGGUCCCAGGGCUUCAAAACUGGAAGCACAGACCCCAGGAUGAGGAAGGGAAAGAUGGUGCUAUUUCCAAGUCCCUUCUCUCGCUCGUUGGCGGCUGUGAUGACCCUUGCUUGGCUUCAUUCAUCUCUUCUGGGCUCAUCCUACCCUGGGUCUCCCCCUCCUGUCUUCCCCUCAGGCUCCACAGUUGACAUCUUUGCCUCCUUGUUCCUUCAGGGGAGGGGGGACCCUACAGGCAAAUUUCAGCAGUCAGGUCCUCAGUGCGUGGGGGUUGACGUUGGAAUAUCUUCCCCAAAUCGGAAGAAUGAAGAAACGACCAUUGUGGGUGGGGAGAGCCCUGUCUGAACCGUCUCUCUCUCUCUCUGGCCCCGGCAGAGAUGAAGGCAGGUGGAGGGUCUAUGUUGGACGAUCUGGGGGAUGAGGGAGCCAUCCGUUACCUUUCCUCUUGAUCUCAAAGCACAACUUGGAUUUGGGGACCAAGGUCAGAGACGCGUCCUGUCGUUGGAGGACCUGUGCGGGGAGAGAGGGGAGGAAAGCCUAGAGGAGCAAGAAGGAGUCUGUUCUCCCUUUGCUUCGUUUUCCUUCCACAACAAGGCAGGCCAGCCACUGGAAUCUUGCUGCCGGCCCCCCUGCUCCCCCCGCCCUAAAAAUAGGGGGCCUUUUCUUAUACACCCCCAGAGAGAAGGACUGUCAUACUGGUGCUGAGGGACCCAGGGGCUGCUAAGGCAUCCUUGCUCCUUUCCAGAACCAUCCAUCCCUACAAGAGCACAGAGCCAGUGGCUGGGUCGAGUCCCUGGCCUUUUCAUACAGUUUCCAAAGGUCUUUGGCCAACCUAAUCCCAGGAAAGAAGAUGCAUCAAAGCUAGAAUGUGAAUAUAACUGUAGUGGACCAAUAAGAAAAUGCAAGAAGUCCAUUGGUGAGAAAAGUGAAUUCUGUCAUACUGCUUCCUAUUUUCUUCCUCAUGUCCCUCCAGGGAAAACGACUUUAUUGCUUCAUUUCUGCCUUUAUCCUCUCACAUAUGCACUUUUGGGCCUUUUUUUUUUUUUUUAAAUAGCUGGAAAAAAAAAAAAAAACCACCCCACAAGCCUGUAUUUAAAAAGAAACAAAUGACCAUGUGAAAUUUGCCUCUGUCCAAACAUUUCAUCCGUGUGUGUGUGUGUGUGUGUGUGUGUGUGUGUGUGUGUAUGUAUGUGUGUGAAGCCGUCCGUUCAUCUUUUUAUAUGGGGUGGUUGUCUUUUCUUGGUCUGUUCUGGUCCCCUCCCUUGUGGGCUUGUGCUUGGGAUCAACUCUUUCUGGCCUGUUAACGACUCUCAAUAUUUGACUUGGACCACAAGUGAAUCUUUCUCCUGGUGACUCAAAUAAUAAAAGUAUAAUUUUUACCAGUGGA
Lutra lutra (Eurasian river otter) is the source of this 3621-nucleotide messenger RNA. RefSeq names its product LIM and SH3 protein 1 (gene LASP1). The transcript has 7 exons. The record is from RefSeq and is a predicted model, not a curated record. Gene Ontology annotation, molecular function: actin filament binding. NCBI's taxonomy places the organism in Eukaryota, Metazoa, Chordata, Mammalia, Carnivora, Mustelidae. Bases 146 to 907 code for a protein of 253 amino acids. Gene Ontology annotation, cellular component: focal adhesion.